ACAAAAUUUAAUUUAAAAUAUAAUGUCGGAAGAAAAUUUAAUUUUAUAUUAAUUAAAUUUUUAAAAUUAAUUUAAAAAAAAGCGAAAAUCAAUAAGAAUAAGAUGAAAUUAUUAUUAUUAAUAAUUUUCAUUUUUCAUUGUUAUCUAAAACAAUCUGAAGUAUCUGGAGCACAAUCUUAUGGUGGAAGAUUUUCUGGUUUUCACAAUGAAAUCACAUUAGGUUUACUUACUGAUACUAAAAAUGAUGAUAUUCGAAAAGUAUUUCGAAAAGCAGUUGAUGUAGCAAAUCGUGAUUUAAGUAUACCAAUUAGAGAUUAUACUGAUUCUGUUCAAUAUGGAAAUAUAUAUGAAACAUCAAAGAAAUUAUGCAAAAUGUUAAGAACUGGUAUUAGUGGUAUAUUUGGUCCAACAGCAAGAAAUACAGCAAAACAUGUUAUGAAUAUAUGUGAUACAAAAGAAAUACCAUUUAUUGAUUUACGUAUGGAAGAAAAUCCAUUUUCACCACGUAUUAAUAUGUAUCCAAAUCCAUUACAAUUAGCAAGAGCAAUACAAGCUGUUAUAAAAGCAUAUAAUUGGCCAAGUUUUACAAUAUUAUAUGAAUCAAGUGAAUAUUUAACAAUUGUUAAUGAAAUAACAAAUUUAUUUGAUCAAGAUGGUCCAAUAAUAACAAUUAGAAAAUAUGAUUUACAAUUAUAUGGAAAUUAUCGUAGUGUUUUAAGAAGAAUUCGAACAUCAAAAGAUAAUAGUGUUGUAAUAAUUGGUUCAAUUGAAACAUUACCAGAACUUUUAAUACAAGCUCAACAAAUUGGCAUAAUAACAGAUCAAUAUAAAUAUAUAAUUGGAAAUUUAGAUUUUCAUUCAAUUAAUUUAGAACAAAUACAAUUUAGUGAAGCAAAUAUAACUGGAUUCCGUAUUGUAUCACCAGAAAAUGAGGAAGUUAAAGAAUUAAUAAAAACUUUGGGUUAUGAUGAAGGAAUCGAAUUUCGUAAUGUAUCAUGUCCUAUUACACUUGAUAUGGCUUUAUUAUAUGAUGGCGUUAAAUUAUUUGCAAAAACAUCUGAAGAUUUUCAAUUUCAACAAGAAAUGAUAGAUUGUAAUAGUGAAAGUCAUUGGAAAAAUGGUUAUACAUUAUUGAAUCUAAUAGGUUUGAAAACAAUGGAUGGUGUAACCGGCAAAAUAAUAUUUGAAAAUGGUAUACGAAAUGAAUUUCAAUUAGAAUUAAUUGAAAUGACAACAUCUGGUUUAGUAAAAAUUGGAACAUGGUCCACUGAUUUAGAUCCAAGUUCAGAGCUUGAAUUUGAAAGAUAUGUACCGGAAGCUGUUCAAUUAGAAACAAAUGAUGAAUUAUCAUUAGUGAAUAAAUCAUUUAUAGUAUUAACUGCUUUGAGUAAUCCAUAUGGUAUGUUAAAAUCAUCAACUACAAAAUUAGUUGGUAAUGAUCGUUAUGAAGGUUUCGGUGUUGAGUUAAUACAAAGAUUAGCUGAGAAACUUGGUUUCAAUUAUACAUUUCAAAUACACAAGGAUAAUCAAUACGGUGCUUAUAAUGUUGAGACAAAUACAUCAACAGGAAUGAUUCGUGAAAUAAUGGAAGGUAGAGUUGAUUUAGCAAUUACUGAUUUAACAAUUACUUCUCAACGUGAAGCUGGAGUUGAUUUUACGAUACCUUUUAUGAAUCUUGGUAUUGCAAUUCUAUAUAAAAAACCACAGAAAGAACCACCAAAAUUGUUUUCUUUCAUGGACCCAUUCUCGAAAGAAGUUUGGAUGUAUCUUGGUUUAGCAUAUUUAGGCGUAUCUUUAAGUUUAUUUAUAUUAGCGCGAUUAUCGCCAAUGGAAUGGGAUAAUCCGUACCCGUGCAUUGAAAAACCAAUUGAAUUAGAAAAUCAAUUCAGUUUUAGUAAUUCACUGUGGUUUUCAACAGGAGCUCUAUUGCAAGAGGGUUCAGAAAUUGCGCCCAAAGCUCCGUCAACUAGAACUGUAGCCUCAAUUUGGUGGUUUUUCACAUUGAUUAUGGUUUCAUCAUAUACUGCUAAUUUAGCUGCGUUUUUAACAGUCGAAUCAUUGAGUAGUCCAAUAAAUGAUGUUAACGAUUUAGCUGAAAAUAAGGGUAACGUAAAGUAUGGUACUGUGGCGAACGGUGCAACUCGCACAUUCUUUCAGGUUUCAGAUGAACCAACAUACAUGAAAAUUAAUGAAUACUUAACAAAUAAUCCGCAUCUUUUAUUAAAAAAUAAUGUAGAAGCUGUAGAAAAAGUUUUAAAUGAAAACUAUGCUUUUUUUAUGGAAUCAACUUCAAUUGAAUACAAUAUUUAUAGAAAAUGUAAUUUAACACAAAUUGGAUCGCUAUUAGAUGAGAAAGGUUAUGGAAUAGCAAUGAAAAAAAAUUCACCAUAUAGAGAUAAACUUAAUCAUGCGUUAUUAGAAUUACAAGAGAGUGGUGUUAUAAGUAAAAUGAAAAACAAAUGGUGGAAGGAAGUUGGCACCAGUGGAUGCUCGGCUAAAAAAGAACAAAGUGAAGCUGCAGAAUUAGAUAUGGAUAACUUAGGUGGUGUAUACUUUGUGUUGUCUAUUGGAAGUAUUAUAGCUCUUUUUUACGGUUUGGUUGAUUGGACUGUUGCUGUUUUUAGGCAAUCACGGAAAGCACAUGUGCCGUUUAAACAAGAGUUUAAAGAAGAAUUUAAAUUUGUUUCACAACUUAAUAAUUUUACGAAAACUGUUAAACCAACAACAGCUUCAUCAUAUUCAAGAAAUUCAUCCGUUACAAUGCAAUCAACGGAAAAUGAUAGUACAAACAAUAAAACAUCUGCGAAUAGUAAUGGUAAAGCUUUACCAACUCGUAUAUCAAAUUUUUAAUGGGACCUUUUAUUUUCCUAAUGAAUAAGGAAUUUCAAAAUGAAUCUCAAUCAUGUAUCUAAUUAAAAAUAAAGUAAAUUCAUUACUAUUUAUAAAUAAUUUUCUA
Condylostylus longicornis is the source of this 2956-nucleotide messenger RNA. Its product is annotated as glutamate receptor ionotropic, kainate 2-like. The coding region runs from base 103 to 2850 and encodes 915 amino acids. The transcript has 14 exons. The record is from RefSeq and is a predicted model, not a curated record. NCBI's taxonomy places the organism in Eukaryota, Metazoa, Arthropoda, Insecta, Diptera, Dolichopodidae. Gene Ontology annotation, molecular function: transmitter-gated monoatomic ion channel activity involved in regulation of postsynaptic membrane potential; glutamate-gated receptor activity. Gene Ontology annotation, biological process: monoatomic ion transport; modulation of chemical synaptic transmission; synaptic transmission, glutamatergic. Gene Ontology annotation, cellular component: plasma membrane; postsynaptic membrane.